Messenger RNA from Dioscorea cayenensis subsp. rotundata (Guinea yam), 1626 nucleotides. Its product is annotated as nuclear envelope pore membrane protein POM 121. Gene Ontology annotation, molecular function: protein binding. Lineage: Eukaryota; Viridiplantae; Streptophyta; Magnoliopsida; Dioscoreales; Dioscoreaceae. The record is from RefSeq and is a predicted model, not a curated record. The coding region runs from base 75 to 1448 and encodes 457 amino acids. The transcript has 2 exons.
AUCGGUUCACUUUCUCUUUACCAUUUUCUCUUCUUGAUCACCGACGGUGACCAGAUCCCAGAUUGCCUCGUGAUAUGAACUCUCAGCGUGGCUCCUCCGCCUCCGGCGGCUCCUUCAACAACUACCAGUUCGACUUCGGCCUCGCCGGCGCCGGCUCCGGCUCCUCCCGGCCCCUCCGCCCCUCCUCCAAACCCUCAUGGACCCAUCAACCCGCCCCAUCCGCCGCUCCCCGCCCUACCUUCGCCAACCCCUCACCCUCCAUGGUCGGCGAUAUCUUCGGCAAGACCUGGACCUCGUCGUCGUCGUCGUCCUCCUCCUCCUCCGGCAUCGGCAUCCCCACCUCCAACCCUAAUCUCUUCUCCGAUCUCCUUGGUCCGGCCCUCGGCUCCUCCCGCGCAUCCUCCAACACCCCCCUCAAAUCCACGAAGAACUCCUUCUCCACCGGCAGCUUGUCCGAUUCGCUUCCCAAGCAGACCGCUCCGCCGUCCACCACCGCCUCCGCUGCUGCUGCUGCUGCUCCGAUUAGACCUAGCUGGGGAUCGGCGGAGAAUCUUGCCGGUUUUGGUGUCUCCAAGGGCGCCGGCCAGGGUCAGCCGAUGAGAUCCGCUGCUGGGGUUGCUGGAUCCGCGAUGAAUUCCAAGAAGGCAGAUCCCUUUGGAUCAUUGCUCGAUUUUGGAUCCAUGAAUUCGAAGAAUUCUUCAAUAGCAUCAGCGAAACCCAAAGCUCCCUCCACCGGCGGCAAUGGUUCCGGAUUUGGCUCUUUCCAGACCGCGAAUCCAUCGAAAAAGGACGACUUUGGGACAUUCCAGAACGCUAAUCCCCCAAAACCAGAGAAUUUUGGAAUCCCUCCUCCUUCUCAGAAGCCAGCUCCAGCGAAAGCCGCCGGAGCUGAUCCAUUGGAUAUGUUCUUCUCAGCAUCCGCCCCUGCCGCGCCAGCUCCAACAGAGGCCUCAGGUAGUGAGCCAUUCUCAGAGUUGAAUGACUGGGAUUUGGGAUCAGAGUUUGGAGGGAAUGACAGUGGUGGUGGGACAACCACGGAGCUCGAAGGGCUCCCUCCACCGCCUCCAGGUGUCUCCUCCUCCGGGGCGAAGACGAAAGGCUUGGAUAACUACAAGCAAGGGCAGUAUGCAGAUGCUAUCAAGUGGCUCUCUUGGGCUGUUGCACUGUUGGAGAAGUCCGGGGACAAUGCUUCCACCAUUGAGGUUUUAUCUUGUAGAGCUUCGUGCUAUAAGGAAGUCGGAGAGUAUAAAAAGGCGGUGGCCGAUUGCUCGAAGGUUUUGGAGAAUGACGGGAAGAAUGUCGCCGUGCUGCUGCAGCGUGCUCUCUUGUAUGAGAGCAUUGAAAAAUAUCGACUUGGAGCUGAGGAUUUGAGGAUGGUUCUAAAGAUUGAUCCGGGUAAUAGACUUGCAAAGAGUACAAUUCAUCGUUUGAAUAAAUUGGCCGAUUAAAACAUCUCCAACAUUCCAUACACUGCAAAAUUGUGUUGUUGAAUAAGCAUGCUUUGUUUCAAGAUUCUGUUUUGUUCUUUGAGAGUGUUUUUUUUUACAUAUGAUAUCCACUUUUGCGAUAUUAUCUUGUAGAAUUGUUUGAUAAUUGAGCUUUUUAGUUGACAGUAAUGUUUUUUUA